Molecule: messenger RNA, 4927 nt
Organism: Elgaria multicarinata webbii
Lineage: Eukaryota; Metazoa; Chordata; Lepidosauria; Squamata; Anguidae
Gene: PDGFB
Product: platelet derived growth factor subunit B
Exons: 7
Coding region: 821-1576 (251 amino acids)
Biological process (GO): positive regulation of protein autophosphorylation; positive regulation of ERK1 and ERK2 cascade; positive regulation of phosphatidylinositol 3-kinase/protein kinase B signal transduction
Cellular component (GO): membrane
Molecular function (GO): growth factor activity; platelet-derived growth factor receptor binding
Source: RefSeq, a predicted model, not a curated record
CACGGAGACCCAAACUAGCUGUCUCCCUGGUGCUGUCUCUCCUCCCACUGGAGCGCACCUUUUUCUUUCUUGCCGGGAACAGAGUGCAAGAAAGCAGCAGCAGCAACAACAAUUCCAGUCUCGAGACUUAGCAAGACUUACAUACGCACAAAAGCAGGCUGCUCCACCAGAGCCAUUUGCUCACCUGUCUGCAAACAUAACUCAUGUCUCAAACUCUCACUCAACCAAAGCUCUCUGGAAAGAAGUCUCAAACAGAAAUUUAACCUAACGAAGAUAUUCAAACCAAAGGAGGGGGGGGGGGAUUUUAAGAAGUCAAACAUGAAGACCUCAACUCGUCUCCUACAGUUUUCAAUGUUUUGAAGCUUAAGAAUUUGAAGGAACAUUGCAAAUAAUUUUGUUUUUUGUCAGCAGACACAUUUGUCCUUAAAAGAAGACCUGAUUUCAUGUGGACUGCCAAAGCAGGGAAAAUGCUAAGAAACUUCUCAUAGCAAUGUACUUGGGGGAGAUGAAGGGAGAGACCCAUUUUGGAUGGGGACACUUUCCUUUCCUCCCUUCUUUUAUAGUCACCUAUGCUUUCUCUCCUCUAAGAAGGGAGGCAGAAAAGUAACCAACCCUUUUUUUUCCUCACGGCUUUUAAAAGAUACUUUACCUAAGAGUGAACAUUAUUCUUAAGAGAAGGAAAGUUUGCCGGAAAUAAAUGAGAGAGUACAGAAGCCCCUGUGCCUGAUAUAUAACACAGACUGUAGGCAGAGACUCUCACCUCUGUGCCUGAAGUGUGGGAAUCUUACUUUUUUUAAAAAAAGAAGAAGACUCUAUUUCAAUGUGUCUGGAACUUCUGGGGAUUGGAGUCGGCAUGAAUUUCGGAGUGCUUUUGGUGUGUUUUUGGUACCUGCCACUCAUCAGCAGUGAGGGAGACCCCAUCCCUGAAGAGAUAUAUGAAAUGCUGAGUGACAGCUCGGUGCGCUCCAUCAGAGAACUCCGGCAGGUCCUGCGGAUAGACUCCGUAGAAGAAGAUAGCUCCAAUUCAUACCUGAACGCCACCAAAAUACAUCCUGAUCAAAAUCCUGUUCCUUUUUCCCGAGGGAGACGAAGUCUUGGUGGAGAAGAACCUGUAGAGGCAGCAGUAAUUGCUGAGUGCAAGACACGGACCGAAGUGUUUGAAAUCUCCCGGAGCAUGGUGGAUCCCACCAAUGCCAACUUCCUUGUGUGGCCACCAUGUGUGGAAGUGCAGCGGUGUACAGGCUGCUGCCACACGCGAACCAUACAGUGUCGCCCCACGCGGGUUCGUGUGCGACACGUCCAGGUAAGCAAGAUAGAAAUUGUCCGCAUGAAGCCAGUCUUUAAGAAAGCCAUUGUGGCCUUGGACGACCACCUGGAGUGUCGAUGUGAGGCAGUAUCAUCCCGGCUUCUCAUUCGGGCAAAUUCACGUGAGCACAGAGGUGGGCCUCCACUCGGCACUGUGACUUCUCUUCCAGCAAGGGCACGAGCGCAACGGUUACUGCCACGAAAGAGGAAGCAUCGGAAGUUCAAGCAUGUGAACGAUAAGAAGGCGCUGAAAGAAAUCUUCCCAGCAUAAUAGAGAUGCUGGCAGGCAAAAGUGCAAAUGUCAGGUUUAUUAUUUAAUAUCUUUGCUGUAUUGCCCCCAUGGGGUUCUCAGAGUUUCUCUCCGUCCAUCCGCCUCAAUGCUAUUUUGGACGGCAAAUGGUGCUUCCUGAUCCCUUGCUCGCCGGACGUUCUCCCAUCAAAGUUGACCCUUCGAGUUCUUAACUGCAUUUCAGCAUACUCCCAAAGGAAGAAGACUGGGGUGGGGAAUAAAUGGCAGAACAUGCAGCAAUUUGGAUGGACAAUAUGCUUCCUGCCACAGCAAACGUAUUGGAUAUGUGGCAAAGACUUGUGGUGCCGAUCUCCCUUUGAAAGGCAGUGAGGGGAACAGGAGGAGAAGAAAGGCCCUUUCCCUCCUUUUCCUUCUUGUUCCCAUCCAGGAGUUAGCUGGGCUCAGGCUGUUUACAGUGCCAGGGGGCACAAGUCAAGGCAGUCAGAGUGACAACCAAUGACAGCAAAUGCACUAAAGACUUCUGAUGUCAUGUCUAAAUAGAUAUUUUUAAUGUGUGUAUGUAUAUUUUAUUUUUUAAAACCACUAAACAUGCCAUGCCUUGGAGACCAGAACCAAUGAGAGCAAGAUACAUGUGCCCAAGACCUCCUGCUGUCAACUGGAUGGAGUGUGGGGGACAGUGAACAGGAGGGGAGCAGCUGUACUGUAGAGGAACCACUGCACCCAUCUAUCCAGGGAUCUCCUUGGAUCAAAGAGGCCUUCUUUGCACAUGGUUAUGAGGAGAAGGACUUGGGUUAUCCUGUUUCCAAUCUCCUAUUUCAGUUGGAAUUUGGCAUUGUUCAUUUUUUGUAUGGUUCGCUGUGAGGUUUUGUGAAUGGUUUUGCAUUCAGUAAAGUGAAGGUUACAACCACUGGAUAAACUGGGGCUCCUAACCUAUCUGGUCUGUUACCCCUGUGGUUGCUGCUCCCAUGGCUGCUAGAAAGAGACUGGUUUUUAGGAGAAGGGGCUAUAACUGUAUCACAACAUCCUCGCUGAACAUGAGCAAUCAGUGUAACUUCUCUAUAGGAUCUUAAGUACCAGUGUGAACAGAGUCACCUCCUUGAGACCAUGGAAAGAUCAUGCUAAUCAGGGUAAACCAGGUCUAAGCAACUUGAGGCCCUCCAGAUGUUUGGUCCACCCCAUCAUACCUCACUUUUGGCUGUGCUGGCUAGGACUGAUGGGAAUUGUAGCCCAAAACAUCUGGAGGCCUACUGGGACAAACAGUAGGGCAAUCUUACCCAGUCUGGUUACUUCUUGAUGUUUUGGACUACAGUUCUCAUUAUUCCUGAUCACUGGCCAUGCUGGUUGAGGCUGUUAGGAGUUGCAGUUCAAAAUAGCUGGUGAGCACCAGGUUGGAAAGGCUUGAUGGGUUGUUGGUGUGACUCAGUCACAUAUAUUAUAUCAUCAGCCCAACCCAUAUCAUAAGUGUGCCUUUUGCGUGACCUUUAUUUAUGGCCACUGUUAUUACCAGCUCUCCUCUGGCACAGCAAUUAAUGGGCAGAUGUUUCAAAUGCUAACCAUAUUAAUAGCCUCAGGUUAACAUCCUCUGAUCUGACAAAAAUGAAGUUGUGUAAAGCCUCCUGACAGCCAUAAGAGAUUCUACAACUCUGUGUGAUGCAUCACAUAGAUUUAUUCUCAAAUGCCAAGAGAAACUGGAUAUCUUUGCACCUUACCCAGCACUUCUAGUGCUGUCCAACCAGAGCUCCUGGACAGGGAUCCAGCUGGUAGCAUCCAGUAGAUGUGGCAGAGGCAAAGAAGGCAAACAGGAUGAACUUGCCGUCAUUAACCACUUGUGCUAUGUUAAUCUUCUAUGUUUCCCCUGUUCUCCUACAUUUCAUCUCUCCAAGCCUUAGACCGGUUAACUCUUUGAAAGGCUCACAAGCUAUUCCAGAUCACUAGUGAUUGAGAUUCACAGACAAUUUUGUGUGACUGGAGAGAGUGAAACAGUGAGCCUAUUUUCAGGAACUAUUAGAAAAAAAUUAAUAAAAAGGAAACAUGUUCACCUUAUCUGAGAAAGAAAAGGGACUAGUCACCUACAUAUAUUUGGAGAGUUCGUGGGGAGAGUAGAGAAAGAUGAAACAAGUGAUGCUUUCUAGGUUUUACUUUCCAUCUACCUCUUUAGCUCCUUUCAUUCACUGUAUUAUCUUGUUGCAAAAGAGGAAGGGGGGAAGCAUUGGGGUUAAAUUGAUGCCCUUUGUCUAAGGCAGCCUACCCCCAGCCUAGUGCCCCACAAAUAUGUUGGACUGCAACUCCUAUCAUACCACUAUGAUGAGAAUUGUAGUUCAACACAUCUGGAGGCUUCUAGGUUGGGGGAAACUGGACUUCAAUUUGGGGGUUUAAACCCCUCCGUCCCAUAUAAUCUCUCCUCUGCCUGCUUCAGCUGUUUCUCCAGUUCCUGGCCUAUAGUUUUAAGCAAGGUAAAAUGCACCUUGAAGGGACCUUGACAUUUGCAAAAAAAAUAAAAAAAUCCAACUGCAUUCCAAGUAGACCAGGUGAUCUGAUAUGGGGUGGAGCCCAGUAGUUACACAUUUAUGUUUAUUACAAGGAGAUUGUACUAUACAAUCCUGCCUGAGGAGAUGAAGCCGUGCAAACCUUUGGCAGGGGGUGAGGAUGGAGGAAAAGAAGGAAUAAGCCUUCUAGCAAUCACUUAAAAAUAUAGGGGGGAAAUGCUAAAUGCAUUUUUAAAUAAAUAAAUAAGUUUAAAUUUGCCUGAGGUCCAGGUCAGAUCUAAAAUAAAAAUGCUGCAAGAUUGGCUCAAACAGUUUUGUGGCACGAGGUGAAAGUAUAUCCUUUGUGGACCAUUCAGUUGUAUGGAGUAAAGUAAAUUGUAUUUCCACUCCAUUCACUUGUAGAUAUUGAAGGGAAAAGGGAAACCUGGGGGUGGGGGGUGGGGAGAGGUGGGCAGAAUUUUUCUCCAUACCUCUUGUCUGAAGGAGACGAGGGAUUAUUUCCUCCCUUUGAGUUGUAUUUGGUGCUCCUGAAAUUCAGCUCCAGGAUGCCGUUUCUUGUGCUAUAUUUUUCAACCUUCCCUAUCCUGGUGCCUGCCAGAGGAAUUGGACUAAAACUACCAUCAUCCUCAGCAAUCGGGCCAUGCUGGCUGGGAAUGACUGGGCGUGUAAUCCAACUCAUCUGGAGGGUGCUGGUUUGGCGAAGGCUUACCUAUUGAACUGGGUUGGCCCAGUUUUCCCUCACAGAGAAGUCCAUUGUCAUUAACUGGCAAAACUGCUUAGUAGCCUCUAGCAAAUUUCUUGCAUUUAGCAGUAUAGUCAGACUUGACUGGCAAAUAAAUAAAUAAGGGCACAAUCCUAUUCAUGUUUAGACAGAAAAAUGUCCUAU